CCCGAGCUCUCCCCGCGCCGCCCCCCGGGGGACCCCGCGCCAUGAAGGACCGGACCCAGGAGCUGCGCGGCGCGAAGGACAGUGACGAUGAGGAGGAAGUCGUCCACGUUGACCGCGACCACUUCAUGGAUGAGUUCUUCGAGCAGGUGGAGGAGAUCCGGGGCUGCAUCGAGAAGCUGUCGGAGGACGUGGAGCAGGUGAAGAAGCAGCACAGCGCCAUCCUGGCCGCCCCCAACCCUGACGAGAAGACAAAGCAGGAGCUGGAGGACCUCACGGCCGACAUCAAGAAGACGGCCAACAAAGUGCGCUCCAAGUUGAAAGCCAUUGAGCAGAGCAUCGAGCAGGAGGAAGGCCUGAACCGCUCCUCGGCCGACCUACGCAUCCGGAAAACGCAGCACUCGACGCUGUCCCGCAAGUUCGUGGAGGUGAUGACGGAGUACAACGCCACCCAGUCCAAGUCCGCCCGGUGCAAGGACAGGAUCCAGAGGCAGCUGGAUAUCACCGGCCGGACCACCACCAAUGAGGAGCUGGAGGACAUGCUGGAGAGCGGGAUUGCCAUCUUCACCGAUGACAUCAAAAUGGACUCGCAGAUGACCAAACAAGCCCUGAAUGAGAUCGAGACGCGACACAAGAUCAUCAAGCUGGAAACGAGCAUCCGGGAGCUGCACGACAUGUUCGUGGACAUGGCGAUGCUGGUGGAGAGCCAGGGCGAGAUGAUCGACCGCAUCGAGUACAACGUGGAGCACUCGGUCGACUACGUGGAACGGGCUGUGUCGGACACCAAAAAAGCCGUAAAGUACCAGAGCAAAGCCCGGAGGAAGAAAAUUAUGAUCAUAAUUUGUUGCGUGGUGCUGGGGGUGGUCUUGGCCUCCUCCAUCGGGGGCACGUUGGGCUUGUAGGGUCCCGGCGCGCCCCCCCCCGCCCCCCCCGCGGCAGUAAUUAACGCUCCCUUCCUCCCUCCCCGGUAAUGAGAAUAACCACAUUAAGCGAGACUUAAGAAUAAAUUAAGAGACAAUUAAUUGUUCAUGCGAACGGACAUAACAGCACGUGGUCCAAUCACCCGCCGCCCUCCUGCCCUCCCCCCCCGCACCGCGGGCCAGAGCGGCCCGGCCCGACCCGGGGCCGGUAAAUCUAAGCGGUUCGUUGGCCUCCAUCCAUCCCACCAUCCUGCUCCUCGGAUGCCUGGGUCCUCCCCCACCACUUCUUCUCGCCUCCCGCCCCCUCCCCCUCCACCACCAUCUCCCAUCCAUGCGCUGUGCUUGUGUCGUCCCCCCCCCCCCCCCCAGGGCAGGGGUCCCAGCAUGGGCUGGGGGGGGACACGCCGGGUGCGGGGAGCCCGGGAAUGUGCCCCGAGGGACAGGAGGUGGCCCUAGAGGGGGGCUACGAGGAGUCAAGGACGGGGGGGUGGAGGUUGGGGUGGGCCUAGAGGGGGGGGGUCCUAGAGUUGGGGUGACCCUUGAGAGGGGUCACGGGUUGGGUUGACGUUAGGGGAGCAAUUAUGGAGGCAGCUGGCUAGGGUUGACCCCAGACAGGGGGGUCAUCGGUCAGGUUGACCCUAAAGACAGGUCAUGGGGUCGGGUCAACCCUAAAGAGUCACGGCCCAGGUUGGGUUGACCCUAGGGAAGAAUUUUGGGGACAUCCAGGGUUGGUUGACCCCAGGUAGGGGUCAUGGGUCACGUCGACCCUAAAAAGGGGUCAUGGUUGACCAUAGAGAGGGCCGAUGGGCUGGGUUGACCCUAAAGAGCGGUCAUCGGUUGGGUUGACCCUAAAGAGUCAUGGCCCAGGUUGGGCUGACCCUAGAGAAGGAUUUUGGGGGCAGCUGGCGUGGGUUGAUCCCAAAGAGGGAUCCCAGGAGGUUGGGUUUGAACCCGGUGAAGGGUCCUGGGCUGGGCCGAGUCAGCCUGGCCCCAGUGGGAGGCUGGUGGACGGGCCCUGGGGCUGGUUUGGGGUCGGGUUGACCUUAGGAAAGGUUGGGGGGGGGGGUUGGGGGGGGGGGGGGGGGGGGGGAGGGGGAGGGUUGGGUUGUCCCACCCCCGUGGGGGUGAGGGUGCCCCGGAGGUGGGUCACAUGGUGGGGGGUCCGUGAGGGGGCAGGAGCGGCUCUAGCCCAUUCCCAGCGCGCAUCCGAGGCAACGCCAUUACCUGCCUGACUAACCCACUAACUACUCAUCCAACCAGCUAACCACCACCCAUCCAGCCAGCUAACCAACCAGCUAACCACCCACCCAGACAGUUAAACAACCACCCACCCAACCAGCUAACCACCCAACCAGCUAACCACCCAGUCAACCAGCUAACCACCCACCCAACCAGCUAACCACCCACCCAACCACCCAACCAGCUAGUUAACCAAUCAUCUAAUGACCUACCCGUCCACCCAGUCAGCUAACCAAUCACCCCCCACCCACCUAACCGCUCAGCCAACCAGCUAACUAGUCACUCAACCAGCUAACCAGUCGCCCAUCCGAGCAGCUCAGCAACCAACCAGCUAACCACUGCCCACCCAGCCAGCUAAUUAACCAGCUAAUUAACCCAACUAACGAGCUAACUAACAACUCACAUCUAACUGCCAUCCAUCCAACCAGCUAACUGACCACUUAACUAACCCGUUAACCAGCCAGCCAACCAACUCAUCGCCCAGCUGAUCAGCUGACCGCCCAACUAAUCAACCCAUUGCUCAGCUAAUUGACCCGUCGCGGAGCUAACGAACCAGCCAAUCACCCGACUAACUACCUAUCUGUCUCAUCACCCACCCAACUAACCAACCAAUCAGCUAACUACCCACCCACAUGACUCAUCACCUGCCCAACCAACCCACUGACUACCCAACCUCCCAGCCAAUCACCCGCUGACCCAACGGGCCAAUCAGCCGCCCUCCCGGCUAACCAACCAAUCGGCCAACUGCCCCUCCAAGCACCCGGCCAAUCGUGACUCAGCCACCUCCCAGGCGCUCACCCACCAGCUCGAGCAGCCAAUCAGCUGUCCUUGUGCCCUGGCACCCACCCAAUGACUGCAUGACCCACCCAACCACCCCAGUAAUGACCCAACCACCCCGCUAACAACCCCAUCACCCCGCUAAUGACCCCAUCACCCCGCUAACGACCCACCACCCCGCUAACGACCCAACUACACCAUCAACAUCCCAACCACCCCAUUAACGACCCAACGACCCCAUCAACGACCCCACGACCCCAUUAACAACCCAACGACCCCAUUAACGACCCAACAACCCCAUUAACGACCCAACGACCCCAUUAACGACCCCAUGACCCCAUUAACGACCCAGCGACCCCAUCAA
Molecule: messenger RNA, 3297 nt
Organism: Cygnus olor (mute swan)
Lineage: Eukaryota; Metazoa; Chordata; Aves; Anseriformes; Anatidae
Gene: STX1B
Product: syntaxin 1B
Biological process (GO): intracellular protein transport; exocytic insertion of neurotransmitter receptor to postsynaptic membrane; vesicle fusion
Cellular component (GO): plasma membrane; endomembrane system; SNARE complex
Molecular function (GO): SNARE binding; SNAP receptor activity
Source: RefSeq, a predicted model, not a curated record